UUCACUUCGUCAAAUUGAAAAUCGCGCGAGUUUACCGUAUAAUUCGAAAAUAUCACAGUAUGUCAAAUACGAAGAGAAUUUAACGUCCGAAUUCAAGUACAGACUUUAGGACAGACUUUUAAUGAGUCAAUUCAUUUCGGUACAAGUUGGACAAUGUGGAAAUCAAAUUGGUUCAGCAUUUUGGCCUUUGGCGUUACACGAGUACGGUAUACAAACAACGAAUACUGGGAUGAAUUUACUUAAGACGCAACGAAGCCACAUUAAAGAUAUGAGCGAUUUGUCUGAUGCGUUUGAUAGUUUCUUUGUUAUACCUGAGAAUACACGCGAUUUAUGCUUUAAAAGUAUAACCGACUUAAAACGAGCUAAAGUCAGAGCUAGGGCAAUAUUGAUAGAUAUGGAGGAUAGUGUCAUAGGAGGGUUAAGGAGAGGACCUGUGCGUGACUUGUUUGAUCAAACUUCCAUUGUAACAAAUUAUCCAGGCUCUGCGAAUAAUUGGGCUGUAGGUUAUCAUACCUAUGGUACAGAGUAUCAUGAUAAAUUAGAAGAUACUAUCAGACGUAUGGCAGAAGAAUGUUCUAGGUUACAUGGUUUUCUAAUAAUGCAUUCUCUUGGAGGUGGUACUGGUUCUGGAUUAGGAACAGCUGUUCUAAAGCUACUGGCCAAUAAUUAUCCUACUGUAGAUAGACUAGUAUCUUGCGUAUAUCCAAUUGUUAUGCAAGAUGUUGUUACAGCUCCAUAUAAUGUAUUGUUGUCAACUCGAGAGCUUAUAGAUUAUGCGACUUGUGUAUUUCCUAUUGAAAACGAAUCCCUUUUGGAUAUAUGCAAUGCACAAUUGAAAAUAAAAAGUAACACAGAUCAGAUAAACUAUAAUAUCUCGUGUAAACCAUUUCAAGAUAUGAACAGCAUUGUUGCAAAUAUGCUUCUUCAUUUAACAAGCGGAUCUAGGUUCCCUGGCAAUUUAAAUAUGGAUAUGAACGAAAUAGCGACGAAUCUUGUACCGUACCCAAAAUUACAUUAUAUAUUUAGCAGCGUUAGUCCAUUAGCAUUAUCAGCGCCGACGAUGUGCAAUAUGCGAGAAACAAAGCUGAUAGAUGAAAUAUUUACCAAUGCAUGGUCACGAAAUAAUCAAUUGAUUAAAAUAGACCCGCUACGAUCAGGUUCUAUGAUUUUAAGCGCUGCACAUAUCGCUAGAGGAAACUGCCCUGUAAACGAUUUAAAACGAAACAUCGAGAGAUUUCGGAAAAAAGUUACGUUCACGGAGUGGAGCAACGAAGCUAUGAAAGUAGGUUUGUGUUCCGUACCUCCAGCUGGGCACUCAACCUCUUUGUUGAGUCUUUUAAACUCUUCCUCGAUGAUAUCGUUAUUUAAAAACAUAAUAGAUCAGUUUACUAGACUGUAUAGAAGGAAGGCACAUGUGUAUCACUACACGCAAGUAUGCGGUUUCGAAGAAACGCAUUUCAUUGAUAGUAAAGAGGUAAUCUCAAACUUAAUUAUGCAGUACACAGAAGUGCAAAGCCAAACUCAGAAGAAUAUUUCUCGGUUACAGAUCGUUUAAAUUCUUAGAUUAGACAAUUUUAUUUAACUUGAUCUAUACAUUAACAACAU
Messenger RNA from Bombus impatiens (common eastern bumble bee), 1605 nucleotides. RefSeq names its product tubulin epsilon chain. Gene Ontology annotation, cellular component: cytoplasm; microtubule. The transcript has 9 exons. NCBI's taxonomy places the organism in Eukaryota, Metazoa, Arthropoda, Insecta, Hymenoptera, Apidae. Gene Ontology annotation, biological process: microtubule cytoskeleton organization; mitotic cell cycle. The record is from RefSeq and is a predicted model, not a curated record. Gene Ontology annotation, molecular function: structural constituent of cytoskeleton; GTP binding. The coding region runs from base 122 to 1555 and encodes 477 amino acids.